AUGGGUCAAAAUCAAGAUCCUGAUGGGGACGUUCAAAUGACAGACCUUGGAGUUGAAACCCAAUUCCAAGAAUCAUUAAAAAGUGCACAAGAUAAAAUUAUUGGGAGCCUGAGUGGAAGUUUUCAAAACCUAUUUGAUGAAAAUAAGAAACUCCAAAAUCAGCUGACCGAACUAAAAGAUGAAUUAAAGAGACUGAAAAGUUCCUCACCAGAAUCUUUAUGCAAUGUUGAAGGUGAGCUUUGGAACAUUAAGGAUUUUAUAACUGCGAAACUAAAUGAAAGUUUCGAAAAUCAAAAAAAGGAAUUUUACAAGCAGAUGGAUCUAUUCAAAGAAGAAUUGAAGGACCAGAAUAGCGCCCCUUUAAAUGAGCUUAAGCAUGUUAUUGAAAGUGAAUUUCAAAAUAUUAAAGAUAAAUUAAAUCCCAGUGUGAGUAAGCAGGAUAAAGGAACAGAAUUAGAUCAAUUACGAAAAGAAAACAUGGAAUUAAGGCAAUUGAAUAAUAAAUUGAAAGACGAAAACUCGAACUACCAAGUUACUAUAGGUAAUGCGACUAGAUAUCGAUUUGCUGACGAUGAUCAAAAUAAUUCUGUUCAUUUAAACAAAGACAUUAAUGACCUGAAUGAUAGAGUUUCUAAGUUUGUUACUAAUUUGAAAAAGGACGUCAAAUUACAUUCAGAUAAGGUUUCAGAACUUUUUCUCCGAUAUAAAUGUACUAAAGACACCAAAGAAGAAGGUCCACAACUCGAAAAGGAGGUCUUACGACGUUUCGUAAUUGAUACAAUUAUUCAAGUAUUCAAUGAAUCUUUAAAUUCCGAAAAUUCCUAUUUUGAAAAGGAAGUAAUGAAUGAUCUAAAAUCGUUAUUGAAUAAAUUAAACUCAUUAACUAAUACAGAAUCGGGUAGCAACGACAUUAAGAAAUCAAUUAUAAUAAAAAUACGGCAACAAAUUUAUGCUAUUCUCGGGAGCUCGGCAUUUACAGAACCAGAACAUCCGUUUAUAAAUAAUUGCAAAACACAACUUAUUAACACAAUGAAUCAAUAUCGCACUAUUACUAAUGAAUCUAAGAGAAAGGAAAUUGAAGGUCAUGCUUCAGCCCUUGUUCGUGAUGUUAUUAGUAUAUUUUAUUUUCGAAGGCACGUGCAGGAGCCAAUAGUAAAUUAUACGUGGAUUGACAAUGAUGAGCCCAUAGAUUCACUAACUAUGACAGGCACUUGUGCUUGGAACGAGGAUGAAAUUGAUGAAUUAGUGGUACAACUUUGCUCAUUUCCACUUUUUGGAAUAAAACUAGAGGAUCAUGACAAAAGACAAUUCUAUACUCAGGCUCGUGUUAUCGCAAAAGAGGGUAAAUCAUUACCUCCAGAGAAACUAAGACAACGUGCGCAUGGAUAUAUGCGGUCGGGCAAAUAUGACAGAUCUCUUAGCAUCGUAAAUAAAUUAUUAGAAGUUGAGCCAAAUGAUACGCUCGCGUUAAAACUACGUGGAGAGAUACAUUAUAGGUGA
Cetraspora pellucida is the source of this 1500-nucleotide messenger RNA. NCBI's taxonomy places the organism in Eukaryota, Fungi, Glomeromycota, Glomeromycetes, Diversisporales, Gigasporaceae. The record is from the annotation of a GenBank genome assembly.